AUGGAACAAGAAGCAAGUCAGGAGCACGCAAGCGAUGUCCGCCUCAUCAUCGCGCUCCAACAAGUGAAGAAAACUGCUUCGUCAUCCUCGGUCACUGCGGCCGCGCCCGUGCGUCUGUGUAAGCUGGUACGCCGACCAGAUUUUGACGGCUACGGUUUCGGCAUACUUGUCGACGAGAAGAGUAAGCUGGCCACCGUGACCACUGUGGAAAAGGGAGGACCCGCCGAGGCUGGAGGACUCCACGCCAAAGACUGCAUAUUACAGGUGAACGGGGGAGAGCGUGAUCGGCUCAGCCAACGGGACGUGGUGGACCGCAUUAAGUCGUCAACUAAGGAGGUGCGUCUCCUGGUGACGAACAAGGAAACCGUGGCCACCCCCCCAUCACCGAUGCGCUCCAGGAGAGGCAGCCUUAUUAUACCCAUAGAGGAGCCAUCUGGAAGCGACAACAGUGAUGAGUUCAUCCUGUACGGCAAGGAGGCCAAAAGCUACAAAGGCGCCUAG
Molecule: messenger RNA, 501 nt
Organism: Rhipicephalus microplus (southern cattle tick)
Lineage: Eukaryota; Metazoa; Arthropoda; Arachnida; Ixodida; Ixodidae
Product: Na(+)/H(+) exchange regulatory cofactor NHE-RF2-like
Biological process (GO): protein localization to plasma membrane
Cellular component (GO): apical plasma membrane
Molecular function (GO): protein-membrane adaptor activity; protein binding
Source: RefSeq, a predicted model, not a curated record